GAGCGCGGCUGGUGGAAAUGUCGAUUCUUGUUGGUGCAUGAUUUGCCUGUAAAGUAUUUUGAGGAUCAUUGCAGAAUGGCGACAAAAACUGCACCCAAAAGUCAGCUAAGACUGGAAUGGGUGUAUGGUUACCGGGGCCAUCAGUGUCGAAAUAACCUAUAUUACACUGCCAGCAAAGAAGUUACCUAUUUUGUGGCCGGUGUAGGCAUUGUUUACAACCCAAGAGAACAUAAACAACGAUUUUUUCUAGGACACGAUGACGAUAUUUUAUGCCUGGCUCUCCACCCAGACAAGACCAUGGUUGCUACUGGGCAGACAGGAAAGAACCCCUUUAUCUGUGUAUGGGAUACCACUACCAUGGAAACAGUUUCCAUUCUACGUGAUGGUCACCAGAAUGGUGUUGCAGCAGUAGCAUUUGACAAAGAUGGAGGGCAUGUGGUGUCAGUAGGAUUGGAUCAGCACUCCACCAUUAAUGUUUGGGACUGGAGGAAAGGCAAGAUAGUGGCCACAGUCAGGGGACAUUCUGAUAGGGUCUUUGAUGUCCAGUUUAACCCCUAUGCAGGGAACAGCAUAGUAAGUUGUGGUGUUAAACACAUCAAGUUCUGGUCUCUAUGUGGUAAUGCUCUGACUCCAAAGAAAGGUGUGUUUGGGAAGGUAGGGGAGAUCCAGACGAUUCUCUGCCUGGCAUUUGGUCCAGACGACACGACAUAUUCCGGAACAUUGGCUGGAGAUGUCUACGUCUGGAGAGGAAGCAACUUAGACAGAGUUAUUCCGGCAGCUCAUCAGGGUGCAAUAUUUACAAUGGACAUGUCAGAAGAUGGGUACAGUACAGGGGGUAAGGAUGGGGUGGUAAAACUGUGGGAUCCAGACUUUAAACCCGUCACCAGCAUUAACCUGGCCAACUCACCAUCUGGAUAUAAAGGAUUAACGGUACGCAGUGUCUGUUGGCGAGGGGAUCGGGUGCUAAUCGGGACACAGGACAGCCAGAUAUUUGAGGUGAUUGUCCGAGAUAGAGACAAGCCACACUGCUUAGUGGAUGGCCAUGCAGAGGGAGAGUUGUGGGCCUUGGCAGUCCAUCCAAAGAAACCUAUUUUUGCCACAGGAAGUGAUGACCAGACAUUAAGGCUGUGGAAUAUGAAUAAUUUUGAGAUUCUAUCCAAGAUGUCUGUUGACCAGAAAAUCAGGAGCUGUGCUUUUGAUGCAGAUGGAAGCCAUAUUGCCUUGGGUCUCACUGAUGGCUCAUUCAUGGUUUUAAAAACCAGAGAUUUAUCUGAAGUCGUCCACCUGAAGGACAGGAAGGAGGUUAUACAUGAGAUGAAGUUCUCUCCUUGUGGUAAAUACCUUGCCGUUGCUUCUAAUGACAACUUUGUGGACAUUUACUCGACAGAACAGCGGUAUAAACUACUGGGAACGUGUCGUGGCAGCUCAAGUUUUAUCACUCAUAUAGACUGGUCUACAGACAGUCAAUACCUACAGACAAACAGUGGGGCUGCUGAGAGACUCUUCUACAAGAUGCCAGCUGGAAAGCAAGUGACUAACAAAGAGGAGAUCUCCAGCAUACAUUGGUGCACGUUCACUGGUGUCCUAGGAAACGAGGUCAACGGAAUCUGGGAAAAGUACACCGAUACUAACGAUGUCAAUGCUGUGGAUGCAUAUUUCCAAGGGGAAGUCCUGGUCACUGGGGAUGAUUUUGGACUCGUUAAGCUAUUUAAGUUUCCGUGUUUGAAAAAAGGUGCAAAGUUUAGGAAGUAUGUGGGACACUCAGCUCAUGUUACCAAUGUGCGAUUUUCUCAUGACAAGACGAGGGUCAUUUCUACAGGGGGUGCCGACCACGCCAUGUUCCAGUGGAAGUUUUUAUUGGACGGAAGUAAUGAGCCUGACCCUCAAUCAGGUUUUGUGGACUCUAACAGUGAGGAGAGUGACUCCGAUUUAUCGGAUGUUGCAGACAUGGACUCGGAUUUGGAGGCUGAGAAACAAGUUGUGUAUUCUAGAGCCAUCUAUAAGGAGGAUGCUGCAAAAAUCCGAAAAAUGAUUAAGGAUGAGCUGCCAGCGGGACAGAAACGUAAACGGGGUCCAACUGCAGGGUUGAAACUGCAGUUCAUUCAUGGGUACAGGGGCUAUGACUGCCGCAACAAUUUGUUCUACACACAAAAUGGUGAAGUGGUAUACCAUGUGGCCGCCGCUGGUAUCGUGUACAAUAGAGAGAAGCAUACACAGAAGUUUUACACAGAGCACACAGACGACAUCUUAUGUCUGUGUAUCCACCCCAUCAAAGAUCUCGUGGCUACAGGACAGGUGGGUCGGGACCCUGCUGUACACAUUUGGGAUGCAGAAACUCUGAAGACGGCAUCCAUACUGAAAGGGCAGCACCAGAGAGGAGUCUGUGCUGUAGAUUUCUCAGGUGAUGGUAAAAAGUUGGCCUCUGUUGGACUGGAUGACAAUCAUUGUAUCGUCGUCUGGGAUUGGAGGAAAGGAGAAAAACUUGCUACUACUAGAGGCCAUAAAGAUAAGAUAUUUGUCAUCAAGUGGAAUCCAUUUGAAGCCAACAAGUUGAUAACCGUAGGAGUUAAACACAUCAAAUUCUGGUCUCAAGCAGGUGGUGGAUUCACAUCCACGCGUGGUACUUUUGGUAACGUGUCUAAGUCAUGUGACAUGCUCUGUGUGGCAUUUGGAAAGGCAGCAGACAUUAGUUUUUCUGGAGGAAGUGAUGGUAAUGUUUUUAUCUGGAAAGAUUCCACACUGCAGAAGUCAGUCAAGGCACAUGAAGGACCUUUGUUUGCCAUGCACUCACUUGACAAGGGUUUUGUGACCGGGGGUAAGGAUGGUAUGAUUGGUCUGUGGGAUGACCAGUUUGAGCGAUGCCUGAAACAGUACUACAUCAAAAAAUCAGGCAUUGAGCAGUCGUCUAGAGGUAUGCUUAUGACAGAAUUACCAGCUGUGAGGGCCAUUGUUCUGGGUCACGGCAAAAUCCUGGUGGGGACCAAAAAUGGGGAGGUUCUGGAGGUGGAUAAAGGCGGACCCAUGACAAUCCUGGCACAGGGCCACAUGCAGGGAGAGCUGUGGGGGUUAGGAAUGCACCCCACCCAGCAGAUUUGUGCCACAGUGAGUGAUGAUAAAACUCUGAGGGUGUGGGAUUUGGGAUCUGAUCACAGAUUGAUUAACUACAAAGUCCUCAAACAGGCUGCUAGAAGUGUGACUUUCUCAUCUGAUGGAAAAUUUCUGGCCAUUGGACAAAAAGAUGGGAGUUUUAUGGUCGUCAAUGUGGACAACAUGGAAGAAGUCAUCUCCUUCCAUCACAGGAAAGAAGAAAUCUCAGAUAUCAAAUUCUCCCCAGAAGAGGGAAAGUACCUGGCAGUGGCCUCCCAUGACAACUUUGUGGAUAUCUACAAUGUCCUAAGUAAGAAGAGGGUGGGGACAUGUAAGGCGGCGUCCAGUUAUAUCACACAUGUGGACUGGGACAAAGCAGGCAAGUUACUGAUGGUAAACACAGGAGCUAAGGAACAGUUGUUCUACGAGGCACCACGGGGAAGAAGAGUGACACUCAGUAACUUGGAGAUAGAGAAAAUUGACUGGGCGUCAUGGACUUGUGUUCUUGGGAAGACAUGCGAGGGAAUCUGGCCUCCAAAAAGUGACAUUACUGAUGUAAAUGCCACUUCUCUAUCAAAUGACAAACAGUUAUUAGCUACCGGGGAUGAUUUUGGAUUUGUCAAACUGUUCCAGUAUCCAGUUAAGGGAAAGUUUGCCAAACACAAACGAUAUGUAGGUCACUCAGCCCAUGUGACCAAUGUGCGGUGGUCCUCUGAUGACAAGCUGCUAGUUUCCACAGGUGGCGCUGAUACCGCUGUUAUGGUGUGGCAGUGUACGUCAGCGGCUGACAGGAAUACCACGUGCGGUGAAAGUGAUGACUCGGACACAGACUCAGAGGAGGAAGGAGGUUAUGACAGUGAUGUUGAACGAGAGAAAAAUAUGGAUUACAACACAAAGAUAUACAUCAACCCAAUCCGAGAGAAAGAGGGCACAAAACCUCACCUGCAAGAGCACACAGAGGUGGAAAAACCCAGUGUCAGUAGAAAUGCCCCUGUCCCUCCCAAAGUCCAGAGGGCAGAGAUUCCCAGCUCUGGUUCCAAACGCAAGAAAAGAACACCAGUCAAUGACUUACAGUUGGAAUAUGUCCAUGGAUACAGAGGCUUUGACUCCAGGAAUAACUCACACUACAUCAAUGAUGGGGCAGACAUUGUUUUCCAUGCAGCUGGAGCAGGGAUUGUUCAGAAUCUGUCUACAGGACAUCAAAGUUUUUACUUGGAACACACAGAUGACAUCAUAUGUUUAGCAGCCAAUCAAAACAACAAGUUUAAGAACAUCGUUGCAUCUGGUCAGAUUGGAAAUCCUCCAUCCAUUCACAUCUGGGAUGCUGCCACCAAGGAGACAAAGUCAAUACUAAGGGGAGGUCACUCUAGAGGGGUGUGUUCAGUAGACUUCUCGUGUACUGGCAAGUAUAUAGUGUCUGUGGAUUUGGCUGAUGACCACCAGAUUGCUGUUUGGAGAUGGCAGGAAGGUGUCAAAGUUGCAAGUGCCCCAGGACACAACCAGCGAAUUUUCCGUGCUGAAUUCCGCCCUGAUUCAGACAGUCAGUUUGUGUCUGUUGGUGUUAAACAUGUGAAGUUUUGGACUGUAGCAGGUAGUGAACUGGUGGGCAAGCGAGGCAUUCUGACAGAUGCCGGGACAGGAACACAGAUAAAGACUCUACAGACCAUGCUAUCUGUGGCAUUUGGAGCUAACAAUGUGACCUUCACCGGGGCAAUGAAUGGAGAUGUGUAUGUGUGGAAGGACAUGACCUUGACCCGGAUUGUUCCUAAGGCCCAUAACGGACCAGUAUUUACCAUGUUUACUACACUAAGAGAUGGUUUUAUAGUCACUGGUGGAAAGGAGGGAUCAAGUAAAGAUAACGGCCCUGUGAAACUGUGGGACCAGGAAAUGCUGAGACGUAGAGCAUUCCCCCUCACUGAGACAGGAAACAAGAUAGAUGUUGUUAAAUCAGUCUGUAGGAUCAAGGGUAAGAUUUUGGUUGGUACAAAGGACAACACAAUCAUGGAGAUCACAGAGAAGAAUGCUGCAGUCCAAGUCCUUGUGGCCGGGCAUGGAGAGGGGGAAGUGUGGGGGUUAGACACUCAUCCCCUCGUCUCUAGAUUUGUCACCGGCAGUUAUGACGGAUCUGUACGAGUGUGGGACCUGGCUAAUAAGUCCUUGGUUGGUAAGUUGUCGGUAAGUGCUGCUCGCUCUGUUGCCUUCAGUCUGGAUGGAGAGUUAAUCGCUGUGGGCUGUAAGAAUGGGGAAUUCCUUGUCUUCUCGGCCAAUGAAUUAAAGUUACUGGGAAAGAGGCGAGAUCGAUCAGGGGCCAUAAACGACAUCAGAUUCAGUCCUGAUAAGAAGCACCUGGCUGUUGGGUCUGAGGAGAAUUGUGUGGAUUUUUAUGACCUCACCUCAGGGCCUGCCCUCAAUAGAAGUGGUUAUUGUAAGGGGAUCCCCAGCUUUGUUAUUCAGAUGGACUUCUCAGCGGACAGCAAGUACAUCAGGGUAAGCACAGGAGCUUAUAUACACCAGGUGUUUGAGGUUCCUAGCGGGAAAAUCAUAGAAGAACAAAAAAUCAUUGAAAGCAUAACAUGGGCUUCUUGGACAAGUGUACUGGGGAAGGAGGUGGUGGGAAUCUGGCCUAAGGACUCCAGUAACGCCGACGUUAAUUGUGCUCACCUAUCACACCUGGGAACGGCACUAGCCACUGGGGAUGACUUUGGUUUUGUCAAAUUGUUCAACUUUCCUUGUUCAGAAAAAAAUGCACCUCAUAAAUCAUAUGUGGGACACUCAGCCCAUGUAACUAAUGUCCGCUUCUCAUUUGACGACAAAUACUUAAUAAGUACUGGAGGAGAUGACUGCAGUGUCUUUGUGUGGCGUUGUCUCUGAAUAUUAAGGCUUCUUAUGACGACCAAGGUCCAUUCUUCAGAAAGAGUUCAUCCAAGAAAUAACCAAGAAACAAAACCUACAAGUAGAUACUAUUGACAACAACUGUUAGUAAUACAUGUAGAUUAACUUACCAUAUAAACAUUACUUUACAUAGAUAGUGUCCCAUUUUUAAACAUUUUAAUAAUUAUACUUGUCACAUACUUGACCAUUAGGCAGCAUGAUGUGUAAGAGGGUUGUGUAUUCAUGGAAUUUGUUGAGAAGUACGAGUCAGUAUAGUCAUUAAGAGAGCUUGUAGAAGUACUUUUUUAUAAUCUUUCAUGUAUUAAAUAUCUCAUAUAUACUGCUAUAUUUAAAAAGAAAAUCUUGUUAUCUCAAACUUGAUGUUGCUGAGAAGAAACUUUGCGAUAUUGAAGUUAUAAUACAUAUAGAAAUGGUGACUGGGACUUCCAUCUCGCUUUGAUGUAUCUAUGGUAUUUCAGACAUCGGUGUUUGAGAUACCAAAGUUUAACUAUAUUUGUAUUAUUAACUGCAUGUAGUUGAGAGGAUAUGUUCAGAUUUAUCUUAAAAAGUUACUUUUAUAUUAUAUGCUAACUUCCAUGUGUAUAUCAUCAGGAAAAUGAAUUAUUUUUACAUCUCCGUCCAUUUAAAUGGAAGCUUUGUCUUAAGCUCCAGUCUUGUAUUGUACUCAGUUUUGUCAGUUAUUUAAACUCUCAGUAUACUUUACAGUUUUACAUAAAUUGUGUAACUUCUAGAUCUGUGUUAUUCUAAAAUUGACACUUUAUAAAUCAUGAUGUAAUAUACAUAUCUACUACAGUGCUAUCGUUACUGUAGAUGUAUUGUUUAUGAUAUCAAAUACAGAACAUGUGACAUACAAAUGCAUUAAUCUAUGGUACCCCGAAGUUCUGAUGAAGUUUCAUUGUUAUAUUGAAUGGUUAUUAAGUAGCCUUGUCUAUAUAUUGGUCAGCUACUUUGUAAUAAACAUUUACUGAAAACAUAAAAGCUACAAAAUUUAUAAAAUUUACUCCACUCCAUUUUUUGUGCUGAUAUACAAUGUCAUGUUUACAGCUUUAUUUUUUGUUAACUUCUUAAAGUGACUUUUGUUCGAACUGUGAUAAGUUGUUUUUUGAGAUUUUUGCAUAACUUCAGCAAUUACAUGAGCAAAAUUUUAUUUCUUUAUUUUAUUUUAGUAAAUAUUUAUUUAUAUGAUUUGUAUUGUAUUAUGCUCAAUGCA
Molecule: messenger RNA, 7189 nt
Organism: Saccostrea echinata
Lineage: Eukaryota; Metazoa; Mollusca; Bivalvia; Ostreida; Ostreidae
Product: echinoderm microtubule-associated protein-like 6
Exons: 36
Coding region: 76-5958 (1960 amino acids)
Molecular function (GO): microtubule binding
Source: RefSeq, a predicted model, not a curated record